Molecule: messenger RNA, 1308 nt
Organism: Nymphaea colorata (pocket water lily)
Lineage: Eukaryota; Viridiplantae; Streptophyta; Magnoliopsida; Nymphaeales; Nymphaeaceae
Exons: 3
Coding region: 441-881 (146 amino acids)
Molecular function (GO): ubiquitin binding
Source: RefSeq, a predicted model, not a curated record
UGUUGCCUUUUACGUUUGAUUGUUCUCUUAUUUGUGCUACCUAUCUUUAUUGUGUUCAAUUACUUUUUUGAGUUGAUUUCGAGUUCUCGAUAGUUUUCGAUUGGUGACACUUAAUGUCUUUAGAUUAUUCAAGUAAUAGUUUACUUCAUCUCUUAAUUGCUGUGGAAACCAGUACAUAUUCAAGGGCUAGGUGGAUCUAAUUUAUUGCGGAAAAACUGCAAUUUAUCAUGUUUCUUUCUACUUGGAGCCUCAACUAGGUUGGGCAAUCAAACUGUAUGCACAUUUCAAUCAAUGGGAGUUUUAUUGGCGGAUAUACAUGCGGCGACUAGAGUGUUUGUGAUGGCUGGAGGCGUGGUUAUUUAAGACAGAACGGGUGCAGAUGACAAGAGCUAGUCGUUAAAUAUUUUUUUUUGAGCCCUGCCAAGUUCAGACCCACUACAAUGGAAUCCAAGAAAUUCUAUCUGAAUCCUAAUGCUCCAGUUUUCGUACCUAGUAAUUUAACACCUUCACAAGAGAAGAGCAUUAACCUGGACAGUGAUCCUGCAGACCAAGAAGCAAAAGGGGUUGCACGUUCCCGGUGUAGCGAUGCUCCCACCAAUGCCAAUGUGUUUAGCGAAUCAUUUGAAUUAGAUCAUCUCUCACAGGUGACGGGUGAAAUUCGAGAGUUCAUGGGAGACCCAUUUCCAAGUGGAAGUGAUGAACAGGCUCAGAUUAGCCCGAAUGACAUUGUAGCUUCAGACUUGAGGUCCUUGUCACUCAUGUUUCCCGGAUACUCGGAAGAAUCCGUACUUGAUAUUUAUGCUGCAAACGAUGGAGACAUAGAGGCAGCAAAGGAGAUGUUGGCACACCUAGAGGGUGUUGGUGACAAGUCGAUGUCUUGACCUGCGGAUGGCAACAAACCGUGCUCAUCGACAGAUCCAGGUACCUCAGGACAUUCGCUGUUGUGUCUUGGUGCCGUAGCAGAAGGGCAAUGUGAGAUGAGAUGAAAAUGUAACACUAGAGAUUCUUCCAUAUUGUUCUAGUUUCUCCGAGGAGUUGAGCUCGUCUUCAUGUGAAGUAUGAAGUGCUUCGUGUAGUCAUUUAGAAGAAUCAUGUUGCUGAAAAAAAAUCCACUUGUUGGAAAAUCUGAUGAUGCCGUUCAGUGAGAGACAUUUCAAAAUCAGAAUGGAAACAGAUGCUUUGCGCGUGUGCUCAUGAAUCUCUCAACUGAAUUGGUAAGAUCUCCUAGUGAAUUUCGGUAGUUGUUCACAUAGCUUUAUGUCAACUCCUAGUGGAAGCUAGUGGAAGCUGGUAGAGGGUGGUGUAACA